UGAAACCAAACACUGACAAACCAUAGUCAACAUCUCUCUGCUUUGUUGCGUAUUUUCCACACAAUCGCUUAGGACCUUUAGAAGAGAAUAUCAAGAAAGGCAAAAAUUAAGGUCUGGUCAGAAUGCUGCAGGGAACGGCCCUGCUGGCGCUCUGCUGCCUGUUGCUGCCGACAACAUCGUCUCCACUUUAUCCAGCACUGAGGUUCGGUCAGAGAGCGGCUGCAAUAUUAACGACCUCCUCUAUUGAGGAUCCACUGCAGCUGCCUGCGGAUCCCUCCUCACAGACACCAAACGCAGAGUUCAGGUCUGAAAGACAUGCUGAUGCCAUCUUUACCAACAGCUACCGGAAAGUUCUCGGUCAAAUAUCUGCCAGAAAAUUCCUACAGACGGUUAUGGGCAAAAGACUUGGAACAGAAACUCAACAAUAUGCCAAACGCCAGUCUGGUAUCUACGGAGACACCAAGCAAAAUGUGAAUAUGGAUGUCAUUGAGAGGGAACAAAGUUAUAGACAGCCACAAAGAUUUAAAAAAACAAUUUUCCCGUGCACUGACCCCAGACAGCAAGUGCUUUAUAAGUCUACCACAGGAAAAACAACCUCUCAAAAUCUACACCCUUUUAAAAAUACAUAUAAGUAUCAAUUAUUAUCUACAUCUACACUUCAGAAAUUUCAGAAGGUGGUUAAGUGUACAACUGACCCCUUUGAGAUGAUUUAAAAUGUUAUUUACCAGUCUUACCUUAGCAAAGUUAAGUUUUUGUAUGACCAACAUCUGAAUUCACUGUAUUUUGCUACUGUACAUCAUAUAGUUGAAGUUGUUACUUUUAUCAACAUAAGCCACCUGUGACUGACUAACUUU
Molecule: messenger RNA, 854 nt
Organism: Triplophysa rosa
Lineage: Eukaryota; Metazoa; Chordata; Actinopteri; Cypriniformes; Nemacheilidae
Gene: ghrh
Product: growth hormone releasing hormone
Exons: 6
Coding region: 123-713 (196 amino acids)
Biological process (GO): positive regulation of cell population proliferation; adenylate cyclase-activating G protein-coupled receptor signaling pathway; positive regulation of growth hormone secretion
Cellular component (GO): extracellular region; perikaryon; terminal bouton
Molecular function (GO): neuropeptide hormone activity; peptide hormone receptor binding; growth hormone-releasing hormone activity
Source: RefSeq, a predicted model, not a curated record